This is a messenger RNA of Paracoccidioides brasiliensis Pb18, 327 nucleotides long. RefSeq lists its product as uncharacterized. The transcript is spliced from 2 exons. The record is from RefSeq and is a predicted model, not a curated record. Bases 1 to 327 code for a protein of 108 amino acids.
AUGAAACGUCUUAAAUCUCUUAAGGCAUUGGUUUGCCUUGCAAGCAUCACCAUUUGCAGUGACGAUGCCAAGCGAGACAAACAAGGAGGAAUUGGUAAAGACCAUGUCCUUAGGCGAUUCAAUAACCGCCUCUCCGGCGGGAUCAGGAUUCACCCCGAGACUUCGGAUGGAAGCGUCGUUAAAUGUUUGGCACACUCUCAUGUUGCUGGCGUGCUUUACUCUGCAAACAGCUUCAGGAGGCUAAUAUCACCGAUACGGAUUUCGUGGGGAGCCUAUAUGGGAUUCGAAUACGACAGCGAGAACGAGGGCCACAGAAAGCGUUGCUAA